This is a messenger RNA of Sorghum bicolor (sorghum), 1047 nucleotides long. RefSeq lists its product as uncharacterized. The record is from RefSeq and is a predicted model, not a curated record. The transcript is spliced from 6 exons. The coding region runs from base 171 to 782 and encodes 203 amino acids. Lineage: Eukaryota; Viridiplantae; Streptophyta; Magnoliopsida; Poales; Poaceae.
UACGGCGUGUCAAUUACGGCUACAACUCGAAUUAUUUUUCUGACACUAUCACAAGUUUAAUGCUAGCCUAGGCAAUGAAGCACGGAACCUAAAGCUGACCCCGUCGAGCUGAUCGACUCUACUACUCCCUUGUUCUUUUCUUCUCUUUGGGCUCACCUACCGUAUCCUCCAUGGCCACCCUCACCUUGCCGCCGACCAACAGCGCUGCCGGCCAGGCCGCCGCCACCCAGCAAAGCUUACCAGAGAUCAGGAAGCCUGCCAAGGAUGCCGCAGAUCCGGGCGGGAUGGAGGAGUCCGAGUGGGUUCUUCUCGGCAAAUCGGACAUCGUCCCGGCGGAUGUGGCCGCGGCCGCCGCGGGGUACCACCGGCUCAACUUCUCGCCGCUGCCGAUGAUACCUAUCUGGGUGCAGAUGGUUCUUGGGGGCGUGGUUUACACGGCUGUGCCGUUCUACAAGAGGGCGAGGAAGGUCGAAGGUGAAACGUUAGCCAAUGUAGAAACUGCAGUGGAGGUCGUGGAGCAUGUUGCUGAGGUGACAGAGAAGUUGGCUGAAAAUGCAGCCAGUUCCCUGCCAGAGAACGGGUCCCUGCACAAGGUUGCCGUGGAGAUCGAGUACAUUGCUGAAGUGGUGGAUAAUGAUGCACAUAAGGUUGAAGCAAUCAUUAAUAAGAUCGAAGAGGUGAGUGAUAAGAUCGAUGCUGCAGUAGAACCUGUCAUUGAAGAGCUUGAGAAGGACUUCAAAUCGAACCCCAAAUCCUCUACUGGAUCAGAUGCCCAGAAAUGACAGUUCAUGUAAACUCGGAGGGAAAUCUGAAGUGUCCCUGACUGUAAAUAGUGUACAUUUUUUCUCUCUUAUAUUUUUUUAGCUAAUGCCCGCGUGCUUGUAAAUGUAAUUAAGAUGCCCUAUGAACUACAACCACGCCAUGGAAUAAUAUAAGACAUGGUGAUGGUGGUUGCACUGUGUGCUCGAAUCUGUAGCGCCUGAUGGUAAAAAAUACUAGCAACAAUUACAUUUGAACGUGGAAUCUGGCAUCUCCAUUUCAUGGCAA